GAAACCAUAUAACUUCAAAAGAAGAUCUGAGCCCUCAUUUCUGGGUUGCGUACAUAUCUCAAGGCCUUCAGGAUGUCCGGAGCCUCGGUGAAGGUGGCUGUCCGGGUGCGGCCCUUCAAUUCCCGGGAGACCAGCAAGGAGUCCAAGUGCAUCAUUCAGAUGCAGGGCAGCUCGACCAGUAUUAUUAACCCAAAGAACCCAAAGGAAGCACCAAAGUCCUUCAGCUUCGACUACUCCUACUGGUCUCACACCUCGCCUGAAGAUCCCUGCUUUGCAUCUCAAAACCGUGUGUACAAUGACAUUGGGAAGGAAAUGCUACUACAUGCCUUUGAGGGCUAUAACGUCUGUAUUUUUGCCUACGGGCAGACUGGUGCUGGGAAAUCUUACACAAUGAUGGGUAAACAGGAAGAAAGCCAGGCUGGCAUCAUUCCACAGUUGUGUGAAGAGCUCUUUGAGAAGAUCAGUGACAACUGUAAUGAAGAGAUGUCUUACUCUGUAGAGGUGAGCUACAUGGAAAUUUACUGUGAGAGAGUGCGAGAUUUGCUGAACCCCAAAAACAAGGGUAACUUACGUGUACGUGAACACCCACUUCUUGGACCCUAUGUGGAAGACUUGUCGAAGCUGGCAGUCACUUCUUACACUGACAUUGCUGACCUCAUGGACGCUGGGAACAAAGCCAGGACAGUGGCAGCUACCAACAUGAAUGAGACAAGUAGCCGUUCCCAUGCUGUGUUUACCAUUGUCUUCACCCAGAAGAAACAUGACUCAGAGACGAACCUCUCCACGGAGAAGGUCAGUAAAAUCAGCUUGGUGGAUCUAGCAGGAAGUGAACGUGCUGAUUCAACUGGUGCCAAAGGAACUCGAUUAAAGGAAGGAGCAAACAUUAAUAAGUCCCUUACAACUCUGGGCAAAGUCAUUUCAGCCUUGGCAGAAGUGGAUAACUGCACCAGCAAGAGUAAGAAGAAGAAGAAAACUGAUUUCAUUCCUUACAGGGAUUCUGUACUUACUUGGCUUCUUCGAGAAAAUCUAGGUGGCAAUUCUCGGACUGCAAUGGUUGCUGCUCUGAGCCCAGCAGAUAUCAACUAUGAUGAAACUCUGAGCACUCUGAGAUAUGCUGAUCGUGCAAAACAGAUUAAAUGUAAUGCUGUCAUCAAUGAGGACCCCAAUGCCAAACUGGUUCGUGAGUUAAAGGAGGAAGUGACUCGGCUGAAGGACCUUCUUCGUGCUCAGGGGCUGGGAGAUAUUAUAGAUAUUGAUCCAUUGAUCGAUGAUUACUCUGGAAGUGGAGGCAAAUAUCUGAAAGAUUUUCAGAACAAUAAGCAUAGAUACUUGCUAGCCUCUGAGAAUCAACGCCCUGGCAAUUUCUCCACAGCACCCAUGGGGUCCCUCACUUCAUCUCCGUCUUCCUGCUCACUCAGUAGUCAGGUGGGCCUGACAUCAGUGAGCAGCAUUCAGGAGAGGAUCAUGUCUACACCUGGAGGAGAGGAAGCCAUUGAGCGCCUGAAGGAAUCAGAGAAGAUCAUCGCUGAGCUGAAUGAAACCUGGGAAGAGAAGCUUCGAAAAACAGAAGCCAUCAGAAUGGAGAGAGAGGCCUUGUUGGCUGAGAUGGGCGUUGCCAUUCGGGAAGAUGGAGGAACGCUGGGGGUUUUCUCACCUAAAAAGACCCCACAUCUUGUUAACCUCAAUGAAGACCCACUAAUGUCUGAGUGCCUGCUUUAUUACAUCAAGGAUGGGAUUACAAGGGUCGGCCAAGCAGAUGCUGACCGGCGUCAGGACAUAGUGCUGAGUGGGGCCCACAUUAAAGAGGAGCACUGCAUCUUCAGGAGCGAGAGGAGCAACAGUGGUGAAGUUAUCGUGACUCUGGAGCCCUGUGAGCGCUCAGAAACCUACGUGAACGGCAAGAGGGUAGCCCAGCCCGUUCAGCUCCGCUCAGGAAACCGUAUCAUCAUGGGUAAAAACCAUGUUUUUCGUUUUAACCACCCUGAGCAAGCACGGGCUGAGCGGGAGAAGACUCCUUCUGCUGAGACCCCCUCCGAGCCCGUGGACUGGACAUUUGCCCAGAGAGAGCUCCUGGAGAAGCAAGGGAUUGAUAUGAAACAGGAGAUGGAGAAAAGGCUCCAGGAAAUGGAGAUCCUUUACAAAAAGGAAAAGGAGGAAGCAGACCUUCUGUUGGAGCAGCAGAGACUGGACUAUGAGAGUAAAUUGCAGGCCUUGCAGAAGCAGGUUGAGAUCCGAUCCCUGGCUGCAGAAACAACUGAAGAGGAGGAAGAGGAGGAAGAAGUCCCUUGGACACAGCAUGAAUUUGAUUUGGCCCAAUGGGCCUUCCGGAAAUGGAAAUCUCACCAGUUUACUUCAUUGCGGGACUUACUCUGGGGCAAUGCCGUGUACCUGAAGGAAGCCAAUGCCAUCAGUGUGGAGCUGAAGAAGAAGGUCCAGUUCCAGUUUGUUCUGCUGACUGACACACUGUACUCCCCUUUGCCACCUGAACUCCUUCCCACCGAGGUGGAAAAGACUCAUGAGGACAGGCCUUUCCCUCGUACAGUGGUGGCAGUAGAAGUCCAGGAUCUGAAGAAUGGAGCGACACAUUAUUGGUCUUUGGAGAAACUUAAGCAGAGGCUGGAUUUGAUGCGAGAGAUGUAUGACAGGGCAGGUGAGAUGGCCUCCAAUGCCCAAGACGAAAGUGAAGCCACCAUGACCGGCAGUGAUCCAUUCUAUGAUCGGUUCCACUGGUUCAAACUUGUGGGAAGCUCCCCCAUUUUCCACGGCUGUGUGAAUGAGCGCCUUGCCGACCGCACACCCUCCCCCACUUUUUCCACGGCCGACUCCGACAUCACUGAGCUGGCUGACGAGCAGCAAGAUGAAAUGGAGGACUUUGAUGAUGAGGCAUUCGUGGAUGACACCGGCUCUGACGCAGGGACGGAGGAGGGAUCAGAUCUCUUCAGUGAUGGGCAUGACCCGUUUUACGACAGAUCCCCUUGGUUCAUUUUAGUGGGAAGGGCAUUUGUGUACCUGAGCAACCUGCUGUAUCCCGUGCCUCUGAUCCACAGGGUGGCCAUUGUCAGCGAGAAGGGUGAGGUGCGGGGAUUUCUGCGCGUGGCCGUGCAGGCCAUUGCAGCGGAUGAAGAAGCUCCGGAUUAUGGCUCUGGAAUUCGACAGUCAGGAACAGCUAAAAUAUCUUUUGAUAACGAGUACUUUAAUCAGAGUGACUUUUCCUCAGUUGCAAUGACUCGUUCUGGUCUGUCCUUGGAGGAGCUGAGGAUUGUGGAAGGGCAGGGUCAGAGUUCUGAGGUCAUCACUCCUCCAGAGGAAGUCAAUCAAAUGAAUGACCGGGAUUUAAAGUCAAGUACUUUGCUGGAUGGUAAGAUGGUGAUGGAAGGGUUUUCCGAAGAGAUUGGCAACCACCUGAAACUGGGCAGUGCCUUCACCUUCCGAGUAACAGUGUUGCAGGCCAGCGGGAUCCUCCCAGAGUAUGCGGAUAUCUUCUGUCAGUUCAACUUCUUGCAUCGCCAUGAUGAAGCAUUCUCCACUGAACCCCUCAAAAACAACGGCAGAGGAAGCCCUCUGGGCUUUUACCAUGUGCAGAAUAUUGCGGUGGAGGUCACAGAGUCAUUUGUGGACUAUAUCAAAACCAAGCCUAUCGUAUUUGAAGUCUUUGGGCAUUACCAGCAGCACCCACUUCAUCUGCAAGGACAGGAGCUUAGCAGUCCGCCUCAGCCUUCUCGACGAUUCUUCCCUCCACCCAUGCCACUCUCCAAGCCAGUUCCAGCCACCAAGUUAAACACCAUGAGCAAAACCAGCCUCGGCCAAAGCAUGAGCAAGUAUGACCUCCUGGUUUGGUUUGAGAUCAGUGAACUGGAGCCUACAGGAGAGUACAUCCCAGCUGUGGUCGACCAUACUGCCGGCGCGCCCUGCCAGGGCACAUUUCUGCUUCAUCAGGGCAUCCAGCGAAGGAUCACAGUGACCAUAAUCCACGAGAGGGGGAGUGAGCUCCACUGGAAGGAUGUCCGGGAGCUGGUGGUAGGCCGGAUUAGAAAUAAGCCCGAGGUGGAUGAAGCUGCGGUCGAUGCCAUCCUCUCCCUAAAUAUCAUCUCUGCCAAGUACCUGAAGUCUUUGCACAACUCCAGCAGGACCUUCUACCGUUUUGAGGCCGUGUGGGACAGCUCCCUGCAUAACUCCCUUCUCCUGAACCGAGUGACGCCCUACGGAGAGAAGAUCUACAUGACUCUGUCAGCCUACCUGGAGCUGGACCACUGCAUCCAGCCCGCGGUCAUCACCAAGGACGUGUGCAUGGUCUUCUAUUCCCGUGACGCCAAGAUCUCGCCACCGCGCUCUCUGCGCAGCCUUUUUGGCAGCGGCUACUCGAAGUCGCCAGACUCGAAUCGAGUCACUGGAAUUUAUGAACUCAGCUUAUGCAAAAUGGCAGACACAGGUAGCCCAGGCAUGCAGAGACGGCGGAGGAAAGUGCUGGACACCUCGGUGGCCUACGUGCGUGGGGAGGAGAACCUGGCCGGCUGGCGGCCCCGCGGGGACAGCCUCAUCCUGGAGCACCAGUGGGAGCUGGACAAGCUGGAGCAGCUGCAUGAGGUGGAGAAAACGCGCCACUUCCUGCUGCUGCGUGAGAGACUUGGCGACAGCAUCCCCAAAUCCCUGAGUGACUCGUUGUCCCCCAGCCUCAGCAGCGGGACCCUCAGCACCUCCACCAGCAUCUCUUCUCAAAUCUCAACCACCACCUUCGAAAGUGCCAUCACCCCCAGCGAGAGCAGUGGCUAUGACUCGGCGGACAUCGAGAGCCUGGUGGACCGGGAGAAAGAGCUGGCCACCAAGUGCCUACAGCUGCUCACCCACACUUUCAACCGAGAGUUCAGCCAGGUGCACAGCAGCAUCAGCGACUGCAAGCUGUCUGACAUCUCGCCAAUGGGACGCGACCCCUCCGUGUCCAGUUUCAGCAGUGCUACCCUCACCCCGUCCUCCACAUGCCCCUCUCUGGUCGACUCCAGGAGCAACUCUGUAGAUCAGAAGACCCCAGAAGCCAGUUCCCAGGCCUCCAGCCCCUGCACAGAAUUUGAGCAGUUUCAGAUCGUCCCAGCUGUGGAAACACCCUAUUUGGCCCGAGCAGGAAAACAUGAAUUUCUCAAUCUCGUUCCAGAUAUUGAAGAAAUCCGACCAGGCUCAGUGGUCUCUAAGAAAGGAUACCUGCAUUUCAAGGAGCCGCUUUCCAGCAGCUGGGCCAAGCACUUUGUCGUGGUCCGUCGCCCAUACGUCUUCAUCUACAAUAGCGACAAGGACCCGGUAGAACGUGGAAUCAUUAACCUGUCCACGGCCCAGGUGGAGUACAGUGAGGACCAGAAGGCUGUGGUGAAGACGCCCAACACCUUUGCUGUGUGCACAACGCAUCGCGGGGUCCUCCUGCAGGCUCUCAAUGACAAGGACAUGAACGACUGGUUAUAUGCCUUUAACCCCCUCCUUGCUGGCACGAUAAGGUCAAAGCUGUCCCGGAGACGCCCGAGCCAGCCCAAGUUCUGAGCGCUCUGUGGAGCCUCCACGCCUUGGAGAGAUAAAGCAAGCUUCCUCUCUUUGUGGUUCUUGAUGGUUGCUCUUGUAUGUAAUCCUGUGGUUUAACUACUUUCCCUCCUUGUCUGGCACUUUUUCUACUACUCUCCUGUCCCCAUCUCCAUGGCUCUGUACUCUUCUUUCUUCUUGUGCUGAGAAUCUUGUUAGUAGCAUGUGGCCUAACAAAAGGAAAACAGAUUUUUAAAAAUCAGAACCCACACACGCGCACACACCAGUGAGGAUGUCCACUGAAUCACCCCGUGGUGCACUUGGGCUUCCUGUCAUGUGACAGCACUGGUGUCUGUCAUUUGGGGUACCUGUCUCUUUUUCAGGGUAACUUUUUCUUCUUUUCUCUGUGAUGUCACUUUAGUUUUUCUUGGGUGGCUUAGAGACAAGAGGGGAGCAUCUGGGGAAGAAACUUACCUUUCCCCUGCCGUCUCCCUUGGCCGCAGCCCAGCCCUGCAUUUCCAUCAGGGAGAAGGUCAUGCUGAGCUCAGACACAGAUGGUCAUCUUCUGGUCAUGUGGCUUCCGUAGGAGGUGGUUAUGGGGUUUCACAGAGUAGAAGAGACGAGAGGCCUUAGCAGGCCUGGGACAGUGGUUGCUAUUGGUCCCUGAGCCAGGAUGACCCCAGAUCGGGACACAGGAUGUGGCACGGCCAUGGAGGUGGCAGGUCAGAGGAUGCCCGCCUUCCCCACAGCAGGGUCCUGCAGACCCCUUUUGUCCUGUGAGAAGGGAGCUGCCCCAGGGGCCUGGGGUGUCACGUAUGUGAGCUACGCGGGGGAGCGCAUGCUGUCUGUCCCCGUUGUCCCCCCCAACCCCCACCCCGUUACUGCAGUGGCCCUUGCUGACAGUGUUUCAGCUCCUUCCCUCCAUCAAGGAAGUGCAGCUCCCAGCAUAGCUCUGAAGUCCUGGCGUGCAGGGGCGAUUCGCAGUCGCGCAGCUCCCUGGGCUCAUCAGAGAGCACACGCGGCAGCCUUUGCUGUCUGGACCCCAGGCUGAGCCAACCCCACUGCCACUCUGCACUGCAGAAGGUGGCCCAGCUGGGGCCCUGCCCGCGUUUCUGUGAUCGUCCUGCACUCUGGCUCUCUGUUGUCCUCUCCUCCAUGUGGCACAGAGAUGCUGCCCACAAAGUAAGGAGAGCUCGCUGCCAUCAGCCGUCUCCUUUUUAUCUGCCAGACCCGGUCCUCUGGCCUCAUAGAGGCUGUGCUCUUCGGCUGCCCUGGGUUUCACGGGGGCCUUGGCUUAGGGCAGCUGCUGUGCCCGUGACACAGGUCCUUUCGUGCCACCUUGCCCUGCUCCCUGUCCCCACCACCUUGCUGUCAGGAAGGCAGCCACUCCUCUCAGCUCCUGGCCGCGUGUUCUGAUGGCGCUGGGCUGCUUCUGGUGGAGCUGGAGUGCCCCACAGAGCCAUCUCGGGACCGCGCACCAGCACCGCCUGGCCAAUAGAGGAAGGGGCGUCUGGGAGCUGCAUGAAGAAAGGGCAGGAGUCAGCUGGGUUCCGAUGGAGAGUGAGCAACAGAAAGUGGUGGAUUUUAUCUUUCUGCUGAAAGAAUAGGUCACUAACUGUAACGCUAUUUCCUAAGUGUAUGUGAGGUUCUUAAAGUAGCUCGCUGUCCAUGUUCUCCAACAGACGCGGUAUGCCCUUCUGUGUCUGUGGAAACCAGCAGGAUCUGCUUUCAGCAGCUUCCUGGGCUUUAACUAAAUCUAAAUCUGACUUCAGGGAAACGAAGGUGAAAUUUGAAGGUCACUUUUAAAUUAAAUCACUGACAUUGCUGUUGUGAAGUUGGACCUUAGGAUCUAUGGCUGGGUGGGCUGGGGGACAGACGUGCGAUGCACUGAAAUCACUUUUGUGUUAUCCUCUAAUGCAAACGAAAUUGGUUUGGAAAGUCUUUGCUUUGUGAGUGUGAGACGCAAGGAGCAUCGAGCUGCCUGUCCUGCCUCCUACUCCCGCUGGUCCGUGGGAGGGAACGGCCAGGCCUGAGGGUCUCAGCUCUGCCGCAGCCCAGCCUCGGACUGGAUGAGUGGCCAGAAGUCUUCAGAGGCACUGUAGGAAAUUUGACAACCCUACUCUAAGGAAACCACCUUGGGAGGGAGUGUUCUAUUUUUUCUCCUUUAAAGAAGAGUACAGAGAGACAGGAAAGAGAACUCUUAGGCAGAUCAAGGGUGAGUGCUAGUGAACACUAAUCAUCUCUUCCUUCUCUUAACAACUCACGCUCCUUUCUUCCACCAAAGCGAACGUGGUCUCACAGGCAACCCUGCCAGUGCCCAUCUGCGCCAGAGUCGGUCAGCUCCGGCCGGGCUGUGUGGGGCCGGCCAGCCCCUCGUAGUCAGAGCAGGGACUGCUCAGAGGCCUUGGUCCCCACAGGACACCACCAUUGCACCACCACACCCACUUCAGCCACGUCGUCCUAUUUUGGCUGGGUUUUCAGCUUAUUUAGAUGAAGGAACGAAUGAGUCAUCGUCAAAGGUCUUCUGGGAUCUGAAACAGGAUGAAUUCUCCCGGCACAUAUUUCAACGCAAAGACUUUGUUGCCUGCUGCUGGUCGUCUGGUUUACAGGGAUCUUUAGUUUGUCAGGUGUGUUUAGUUGCACGGCUGUAACUGACUGCACGCUGGGCCGGCAGAGGGCGCCCUGGCGCUGGCCCUGCACCCUGCGGCCUGCGCUCCCAGACUCAUUUAUGAGGUUGGCCUCUGAGCCCUGUGCAACCUUAGGGAGCCCCAUGUCGGUUAAAGGAGGAAAUGCAUUCACACAGAAUUUAGCCAGGGCUGGGAUGAGCUUGCCGCUGGUGCUCUGUCCCCAGGGCCUCAGGGCGACUCUGCCGGGCCGCUGUCCACUGCAGGCUGUCCCCGUGUCUCCCCUUCGUCCUUCCUGUGCUGCGCGUCAGACAUGGAAGGCACAACCUUGCCUCCAUGGCGCUGCAGUGCCUGUCUGUCGAGACCCAGUCUUGUCACCAUCCUCACACUGUCACAGAACCCCAUGAUGCAUAAGUGGCCUUUCUGAACCAAGACUUUGCAGACUGAUCUCUCCCCAGCGAAGGAGUUGAGCACAUUAGCAACAAUGUACAUUAUUAGUUUCGGAUUUUCAUUUUCAUGUUUGAUUUUGUAAAUACUCUGAUGUUUGGAGCUUGAGUAUACAGAGUGUAAAUACAGUUCUUGUAUUUGUACCGAUUUGGGUUCUUUUGCUGCCUAGCCUUAGAUGUGCAACGCGGACAUUAUCUAACUGUGUAUGGUAACCUUGCAUCACGGAGUUACUAGUGAACGAGGUAAAAAUAAUAAAGGUACAACCAGU
Messenger RNA from Fukomys damarensis (Damara mole-rat), 8838 nucleotides. RefSeq names its product kinesin family member 1B (gene Kif1b). Gene Ontology annotation, biological process: microtubule-based movement. Bases 73 to 5523 code for a protein of 1816 amino acids. The transcript has 48 exons. Gene Ontology annotation, molecular function: microtubule motor activity; ATP binding; microtubule binding. The record is from RefSeq and is a predicted model, not a curated record. Lineage: Eukaryota; Metazoa; Chordata; Mammalia; Rodentia; Bathyergidae.